AUGGUGCAUUUGCAAACUAGGCAUUUGGGUGAAAUGGCUUAUCUGAACUUGAAAACUUUGCGAGUUCCUUAUCGAAAGGAGUCAGAUCGCUUGUAUGAUAGCAAUAUCACAUUGAAACAUCCAAUGAAGCAGUUUCAAGCGUGGUUUGAAGAAGCAAUUACUUGUCCUGGGUUGUACGAAGCAAACGCUAUGGUUCUGUCAACUGUUUCAAAGUCUGGACGCCCCAGUUCAAGAUGCGUUCUUUUGAAAGGUCUAGAUGACCGAGGUUUUCAUUUUUAUACAAAUUCUGUGAGCCAUAAAGGACAAGACAUUGUACGAAUUGAAGGGAAGGCAAAUCUUUUGCCUAACGUAGAGGCAGAGGAAUACUUUCACUCCCGUCCCAAGCCAAGCCAAAUAGCUGCUUAUAUUAGUAAGCAGAGCCAACCCAUUGAAUCCGAUCAGAAAAUGUUACAUGAUUUCAAAGAAGCUGAAAAGGAAUUCAAGGACUUUGAACAUAUUCAAAAGCCGGAAACUUGGGUCGGCUAUGCGGUCAUGCCCAAUCGAAUGGAGUUUUGGCAGGGACAAACUUCACGUCUUCAUGACCGUGUCCUGUUCUUCCGACCGGAUGAGGAUAAACAGGUCUGCAAAUUUUCAAAGCUCUGCGAGGAGGGCUGGUACUGCGAACGUCUCGCCCCCUAA
Molecule: messenger RNA, 678 nt
Organism: Echinococcus granulosus
Lineage: Eukaryota; Metazoa; Platyhelminthes; Cestoda; Cyclophyllidea; Taeniidae
Product: Pyridoxine-5'-phosphate oxidase
Exons: 6
Coding region: 1-678 (225 amino acids)
Biological process (GO): pyridoxine biosynthetic process
Molecular function (GO): pyridoxamine phosphate oxidase activity; FMN binding
Source: RefSeq, a predicted model, not a curated record